Molecule: messenger RNA, 1329 nt
Organism: Danaus chrysippus (African queen)
Lineage: Eukaryota; Metazoa; Arthropoda; Insecta; Lepidoptera; Nymphalidae
Source: the annotation of a GenBank genome assembly
AUGUUGUGGUCUUCACCGAUGGUCGUUAAACUCCGUAAUGGUACAGAUUCUCCAUUAUCAAGACCCAUCACAGAAGAAGAAGGGUCAUGGAUAGUCUCCGGAGGGUAUUUGGUGUCUUGUAUAACAAAUUUACUCGCUGGGACUCUGUUAGAUAAAAUCGGGAGGAAGUACGCCAUAAUUUUAAUUACAAUACCUAGGAUAUGUGCAUCAAUUUGGACGAUAUUUGUUACCGAAGUGUGGAUGUUGAUAUUUUGUCGGAUGAUCAUGGUGUCGACUGAUAAUUAUAUUUAUGCAGUAAUCCCAGUGUACGUAUCAGAAAUAGCUAAUAAAGAAUUUCGGGCAUCUCUCGGUGUGUUCCUGCACAUACUUGCCUGCAUAGGAAUUGUUGCCACUCUCUCUAUUGGUCCAUUUGUAUCCUAUACAAUGUUUAACUCCUUAGUUGCUGGUGUUAUAAUAUUGACGACCAUACCGCUACCAUUUCUACCAGAAUCCCCAGUCCAUUUAUACACUAAAGGUCGUAUAGAUGAUGCCAUAAAUGUCCUAUCUAAAGUCCGUGAAACUGAUGAACUGGUCAAACAAGAGAUAGAAGACUAUAAAACUAGCAAGAAAGAAAAAGUAGACAAGUUGGCCUUAAUGACAGAUAAAUCAUUUUUGAAGUCGCUUGCAUUGGGCAUUCUGGUCUGUGGUGGCUGCAAUGCAGUAGGAUACAAUGCGGUGGAAUUUUAUUUGCAAACUAUUUUGGAAACCACACGCUCCAGUUUGAUGCCAGAGGUCACAUCAGUAAUAGUUGGAUGCAUCCAACUAAGUGCUGCUGUUUCCACAUCCUUUUAUACAAAAAUGUUUGGAAGACGACCUAUUUUAAUUUAUUCCCUCAUGGGCAUGUUGUGUGGUAUGCUCGGAUUGGGAGUUUUCUUCACAUAUAGUACCAGGGAAGGUUAUGUUAUCUCUGGCUUCCUCAAUUACCUUCCUAUCAUAUCUUUAAUACUUGCUACAUACUGUUUCAAUAUUGGAAUCGGAUGUCUUCUUUUCAUAGUUACUGUUGAAUUAUUUGAAGGAAGGACGCGAGCAUUUGGAUAUACAAUAUGUUUUACAUUCUUUUUACUAAGUGCUUUCAUAACAACUAAAUAUCUAGAGGCAAUGUUCGACACUUUCGGUUAUUCUGGGACAUACUGGUUCUUCAGUGCCAUGUGUAUAAUUAUUUGUACUUUAAUUGUUUUGUUCCUGCCCGAAACUAAAGGGAAGACAAUUACUGAGAUUCAAAUUGUAUUAGGCAACAAGAAAGUUGAGGCUCAAGUUGGAAAUAAGCAAAUUGAUUCUUCACCUUUGUAG